This is a messenger RNA of Aspergillus clavatus NRRL 1, 1635 nucleotides long. Its product is annotated as hexose carrier protein. Gene Ontology annotation, molecular function: carbohydrate:proton symporter activity. Gene Ontology annotation, cellular component: membrane. Gene Ontology annotation, biological process: carbohydrate transport; transmembrane transport. NCBI's taxonomy places the organism in Eukaryota, Fungi, Ascomycota, Eurotiomycetes, Eurotiales, Aspergillaceae. Bases 1 to 1635 code for a protein of 544 amino acids. The record is from RefSeq and is a predicted model, not a curated record. The transcript is spliced from 5 exons.
AUGAGUGCUGCUCCAAAGUUCGCCGGGAUGACCGGUAAUUCACUUAUGCGGGCAGUGACAACUGCUGCGACCAUGGGCUUCUUACUUUUUGGUUAUGAUCAGGGUGUCAUGAGUGGUAUCAUUGAUGCUAAGCCUUUCAACGAUGUAUUCACAGCGACGCGAGACAAUUCAACUAUGCAGGGUACUGUGACUGCAAUUUACGAGAUAGGAUGCCUCGCUGGCGCUGUGUUCAUCCUUGCUGCUGGUGACUGGCUAGGACGGCGGAGGUCGAUCAUGAUGGGUGCCACAGUGAUGAUCAUCGGCGUGAUCAUCCAGGUAACUUCGUACCCUGGCCAUGUCCCUCUUGCACAGUUUAUCAUCGGUCGAGUGAUUACUGGCGUUGGGAAUGGAAUGAAUACAUCUACAAUUCCCACUUACCAGGCGGAGUGCUCGAGAACCUCCAACAGAGGAUUGCUUAUCUGCAUCGAAGGCGCUACUAUCGCGUUCGGUACACUUAUAGCCUACUGGAUUGACUUCGGUGCAUCUUAUGGCUCGCCUGACCUUACAUGGCGUUUCCCCAUCGCAUUCCAGAUAUUUUUUGGCCUUUUGAUUAUUGUCGGAAUGGCCGUCUUACCAGAGUCCCCCCGGUGGCUAUUCACGCGCGAGCGAUAUGAGGAGGGUGAGACGGUGAUUGCUGCGCUCAUGGGUAAAGACAUAUCCCAUCAUGAUGUGCAGCUCCAGAAGAAUAUCAUUCUUGACUCCAUCAGAGCUUCGGGACAGGCAGGAAAGAACACUCCUUUGUCUGCUGUCUUCACAGGCGGGAAGACGCAACAUUUUCGAAGAAUGCUUUUGGGUUCUUCGUCCCAGUUUUUUCAGCAGAUUGGCGGUUGUAAUGCAGUGAUAUACUAUCUGCCAGUUCUGUUCAAGAACUCGCUUGAUCAGACUGAGUUUAUGUCUAUGAUACUUGGAGGAGUGAACAUGGUCGUCUACUCCAUCUUUGCUACUCUAUCCUGGUUCUUGAUUGAGCGUGUUGGAAGACGCAAACUCUUUUUAUGGGGAACAGUGGGCCAAUGUCUCUCGAUGGUUCUUACUUUCGCCUGUCUCAUCCCAGGCACUCCCUCGGCGGCAAAGGGUGCUGCAGUCGGUCUUUUUACUUAUAUUGCUUCGUUCGGUGCAACUUGGCUGCCCUUGCCCUGGCUCUACCCGGCAGAGAUCUCGCCAAUCAAGACACGAGCAAAGGCGAACGCUAUCUCAACCUGCACAAAUUGGUUGUUUAAUUUCCUUAUUGUCAUGGUAACUCCCAUCAUGAUCACCAAUAUCAGCUGGGGGACAUACCUCUUCUUUGCUUGCAUUAAUGCCUGCUUCCUGCCAGUCAUCUAUUUCUUCUAUCCUGAAACCGCCGGGCGAUCACUGGAGGAGAUUGACCUUAUCUUUGCGAAGGGUUACUUGGAGAACAUGAGCUAUGUUCGUGCUGCUAAGGAGUUACCUUUUCUUUCUGAUGAGGAUGUUGAGCGCGUUGCUAUCCAAUAUGGCUUUGGUUCAGCCAAUGAUGUGAAGGGUGGUGAUAGUAGUGACGGUGCAGAGUUCAGUGCAGCAAGGGCUGAGGAUCAUGCAGUGCAUGAUUCAGAGAAGGGUACUUUUACUCAAACAGAUUGA